UAAGCUAAAUCGCUCUCUCUCAUUCUGUCUCUCUCUCUCUCUUUCUUCCUCUCUGUCGCUUGCUUGCUUGCUCGCCUGCUGGCUGUUUUCUCUCACGCACGCACACACUAAUAAACAACUAUUUGUGUUUGUUUUCCCCUUUUCAAACUGACCAGUGAAUGAAAGGGACAAUGGUACAGAAUCGGUUAAUGAAUGCCAGUCUUCAGGGCGACAUGGACGCACACGGUGAAAUUUUAGAAGCUGUAGAAGUUCAAAGAGAGCACCAUGAAGACUGAAAGAGAGGGAAAACAAUAUCCCCUGCCCUCGCUGCUCCAGUCCUGCGGUUGACGGCAGAGUCGAUCCACCAGCAGUGACUGGCGGAACAGUCUCAGUUGGAGAAAGCAGCUUGUCAGUGGGAGGUAACCUACACGAUGCCCCCUCCUGAACUUAUCAAUUCAUCGUCCGUCCGUGCUGCGCCCGGCGUUUUAUUUUGGUACGAAAAUGCUGAGCGCACUGAGGCACUGUAAAGCGCACCGAUGGAUACAGCCUGCUUGCGCGUCUUGGAACGGGUUAUUUUGUGAAGCAGCCUAAAACACACGGCAGUCCACAAGAGAGAGAGGGGAAGCCUGGACUUGGACAACCACCCAUUUGUGGAUAAUAACCCUAAAAUAAAAAAUAAUAAUUAAAAAAAAAGCAAAAAACAACAACAACAACAAAAAAAAACCCUUACCCCGGUGUGUGUCACAUCAAUGGAGAGGCGAGGGUCGAAUAUCCGAAAUAUACAGCGGGGGCGCAGAAGUGAUGACAGCCUUUGAUGAACCAUAACUCCCGUCCAGACAAGGUGAGAUCAAAGCUCCGUUCGGAAAACAUGUAAGAAUAGCGCUUUUGGUGUAUAAGGAAGGCUCUUCACACUUGGGAGCCGCUGCCUGAAUUUGUGAUGGGGUUUUAAAGGCUUCUGAAGGAUACCGCCUGGAAUUUUUUCUUCCGAUGCUGCAUCCCAGAAUAACGAAUUUCCCUCUUAAAUAUGGAGAACGGAGCAAUCUGAAGAGAGAGAUUAUCUCUAAUCGUGACAACUUUAUCACUUCUCCAACCUACAGGAUACCCUUUCAAUCACUGUACUGCGGAACUUCUUUUAAUCGGUAAAACCAGGAGGGGGAAGAGAAAUAAGCAUAUUGAAAUCCGCACUGGGCUGUGCGGUGAAAUUUAAUCAGGGCUGAUAGCUAAGAAGUAUAGGGACUUGAUGAAAAGUUACAUUUGACACGUAGGCGAGCAGUCGGGUUCUUAAAAUAACCCCACCUUAACAGCUCAACGUAUGGAUGAUGGUCUACCUUAAGGUCUACAUGAAGGGCUUUAAGAGCAUAUAAUUGAGAUCAGAGAGAAAAUAAAAAGUCGUCACUUGGAGAAAAUCUUGGACCACAGUGGGCAUCGCUUUGCCACGAGUUGUUUCAACAAUGGCACUUGUGGGUGCCUUCUGAAAUGUGCGUCUUGAAAAGGGGGGAAAUAUCGGAUGCAUUAUCAUCACUGUGAGAGUUAAUAGCAUUGCAUCCGGACUAAUGUGUGGAUUACAUACCAAGUCGUGUUGAGAUGUGGAAGAAAAUGAAUGUGAAAAGGAAAGGUAACAAAGGAUUCUCCAAAACUGCCUGAGUAUUGCGGAUUUUUUUUUUCGAUGCAGUUUUUGCGGAGGCAGCGGAAGAAGGGCUGUUCUUCGUCAGCGGAGAUCUUCCAGACCUUGGCAUUUCUCUGUAAAUAAAUCCAGCAUUUUGGUGGAUUGAAAGUUAAUAUGUGGAUGAUUAAAACCCCUUGGAUCUUGACUGAGCUGGCAGUGGGCCAAAAUCCUCUUUUAAGAGAGUGAAAGACCAGUCAAUGAAUUAUGAAUGUUAAACAAGAUGACCUCCUCUCAGCAGCAGCAGAUGAUGCGAGGUCCUAGGUGGAACCGGGCCUUGUCCGACCCUUUGUUUGUUCUGCUCCUGGCCCUCCAGCUGCUGGUGGUGGCAGGACUGGUUCGCGCUCAGACGUGUCCCUCUGUCUGUUCGUGCAGUAACCAGUUCAGCAAAGUCAUCUGCACGCGCAGAGGCCUGCGGGAUGUUCCUGAUGGCAUCUCUACCAACACACGCUACUUGAAUCUGCAAGAAAAUCUCAUUCAAGUCAUAAAAGUGGACAGCUUCAAACACCUAAGACAUCUAGAGAUUCUACAGCUGAGCAAAAACCACAUACGCAAAAUUGAGCUUGGGGCCUUCAAUGGACUGGCCAGCCUCAAUACCUUGGAGCUAUUUGAUAACCGCCUCACCACCAUCCCAAAUGGGGCUUUUGAGUACUUGUCCAAACUAAAGGAGCUUUGGCUAAGGAAUAACCCCAUAGAGAGCAUUCCCUCCUAUGCUUUCAACAGAGUGCCCUCAUUACGAAGGCUGGACCUUGGGGAGCUCAAACGGCUCAACUACAUAUCUGAGGGGGCCUUUGAAGGGCUGAGCAAUCUGCGCUACUUAAAUCUGGGAAUGUGCAAUCUGAAGGAAAUUCCCAAUCUUAUUCCCCUAGUGAAGCUGGAUGAACUGGAAAUGUCAGGAAAUCAGCUAUCUGUCAUCCGGCCUGGUUCAUUUAAAGGCCUUAUACACUUACAAAAGCUGUGGAUGAUGCAUGCCCAGAUCCAGACCAUAGAAAGGAAUGCUUUUGAUGACCUGCAAUCACUUGUGGAACUCAAUCUGGCCCACAAUAACCUUACCCUCUUGCCCCAUGAUCUCUUCACUCCUCUACAUCACCUGGAGAGGGUGCACUUACACCACAACCCUUGGAAUUGUAACUGUGACAUCCUCUGGCUAAGCUGGUGGCUUAAGGAGAUGGUACCCGCAAACACCAGCUGCUGUGCCCGCUGCAGUUCACCUCCUCACCAUAAGGGACGCUACAUUGGUGAGCUGGACCAGAAUUACUUUCACUGUUAUGCUCCUGUUAUUGUGGAGCCUCCCACAGACCUAAAUGUAACAGAGGGAAGUGCUGCAGAGUUGAAAUGCAGAGCCAGCUCUUUAACCUCAGUGAGCUGGAUUACACCCAAUGGUUCCAUCAUGACACACGGUGCAUACAAGGUCAGAAUCUCUGUGCUGAAUGAUGGCACACUGAACUUUACCAACGUUACCAUGCAGGACACAGGUACAUAUACGUGCAUGGUGAGUAAUUCUGCAGGUAACACAACAGCAUCUGCCACACUUAAUGUUUCCUCUACGGAAAGCAGUUUCAGCUACUUUACUACAGUGACAGUGGAGACAAUAGAAACCCCGCAUAAUGAAGGCUUCACCACUACUGUCCAACAGAAGGUUGGCCCCACACCCUCUGCUGGUACAUGGGAGUCUAUCUCACCAACCUCUACAACAACCACCACCGUCCGAACCGCACUCUCCACACGUGCCACAGAGAAGACUUAUACGAUUCCCGUCACAGAGGUGGGUGGUGAGGGAUUGCAGAAUGGCUUGGAUGAGGUAAUGAAGACAACCAAGAUCAUCAUUGGCUGUUUUGUUGCAAUCACACUCAUGGCAGCUGUCAUGCUUAUUAUCUUCUAUAAGAUGCGCAAACAACACCACCAGCAGAAUCACCAUGCACCCACACGCACUAUUGAGAUCAUCAAUGUGGACGAGGAUUGUGUAACAGGAGGCCCGGGCAUGGAGGGCCACCUUACUCUGCCUCCUCUUGAGCAUGAGCACCUCAACCACUAUAACACCUAUAAGACUGCAUACAACCAUGCCUCCACAAUCAAUUCUAUACACAGCUCAGCGCACGAACCUUUGUUAAUCCGGGCCAGCUCAAAAGACAAUGUACAAGAGACCCAAAUCUAAUACUUUUGUGAGACAUUUUAAAACUGAUGAAAUUACUUACAGGCAUUAUUGACAGAACAUUACUGACCUUUGGUUGCGAGGACUGCGGCUGACGCUCGGAAUAACAGACUUGUGUUUGGCAAAUCAGCGACUAGCAAUGUUAAUUCAGUGACUUUGGGAAUUAGAGUAUGUCUACUGUUUCAAAAAGUGUCUUUACAAAGCAGAAGUUAUUUAUUUAAGAAAAAAAUGUUGUGGUUAAAUCAAGAAAACUGUAUUCUGCAAUUAUUUUUUCAACACUUAAUUCAUGUGGGUUUUUUUCUUCUUUUUUCCUCGCAUAUCACAAAAUUGGUUUACUAAUAUACUUUCAACUUCUUUCAAAGAGGUGUCAAAAAACAUGAAACAAAGUAUUGUUCCUUUAUUGUUCUUUUUUUGGUAUAGCUGCCGAUUUUCGAUCAGAUGACACGGUAACCUCAUUUUCCCCAUUUAUCAAAGAAUCCUAGAGCACAUUAGUGAUUUUCUCAGCUGUGGAUUAAUUGAUGAAAUCUUUUGUUACCAUCUCUAACUGAGAUGGAUUAAACACUUGUUCAUCAUUUUGGAGUGAGUGACAGAACUGUCAGUGAUGGAAUCUGAUCAUUAUUCACCGUUUAAUUAUCUGUCACAUACAUUAGGCACUCUGCGCUGUCAUCAAUAGGCUGAGGACCUGAAAAGAGGGAAAUGCAUCCAUUUCUGCUACUGUAAAAGUUGAAGCUCACUACUAGAAGGACAGUUUUGUUAAAUUAAAUACUGUUGAUCUAUAUGUCUUUGUGUUUCUAUUGUAUAUGUAAAAUUUAAAAUGAUCCCUGAUCUCAAAUUUGUCUUGACAAAUCUCAUUAUUAUACAAAGCAUAUAAUAAAUUGCAUUAAGAACCAUUGAAAUUCUGAAGGUCAUGCAACAGAAGCAGCAUUAACACGUACUUUAGAAAGAACAUAAUUAUGACUGGAGAGGAUGGGAAUAAUGCCUGUGCAGAUGUACAUGACCUCAAAUUCUGGCAAAAAGCCCACUGCCUCAGAAUAUUUCCAGUGUAUCAUGGCUUCACCUUUACCUUGCAGUGCUGUGUAGUGUUGCAUAUGAAGAUGAUUGCUUUGAAGCCCCAUUUUCAUGCUGGGACCCCUUACCUCAUCUGCAGUACUGCAGGAGUGCUGUCAGAAGUAGACUGAUGAGCGGAAGAAAGAGCUUAAACCCUUUAUACAGCUGUCUGAGCACAUUGCCUGUCAUCUUUGUGCCAUAUUUCCACAUGGGCAGUGCCUGGCAGUCCCAGAUUCACACCCUGCUCCCGCCAACCACAGAACUUGUCCCUGAGUGGCAAGGCUUAGCUGCAAGAGGCUUAUGGGGUGAAUGUGUGGGAUCGGGCAUCAACCAGAUGUUUGGGUUGCACCUGACUCUCUCCCACGUUGUUAGUGACAACACAAUUUACAUUUUAAUUGAUGUGCCCGUGGGCUUUGGAUGGGCACAGCUCUGCUGCCAUCCAUACCCUGGAAAGGAUUUCAAAGUCCCAAAUGUUAUGAAUGGUGCCAAGCACCAUAAAUGCAGUGGUUAUGCAGACAUUUGAGAUGACACCAGGUUUAUUUUUAGCAAGUUGACUGUGGUUUUUAUUCAACAGAAAGAUAUGCAAAAAAGUUAGGCCACUCUAAUUCUUAAUUCAGUUUGGGGUUUUUUUGUGUUUUUUGUUUUUUACACUUGCAGUAAUGCAAUCCAGAAAGGAAUGCCUCUAUUACAGAUGAUGUCGUGUGCUUUCUGUGGAUUCACCAUGCAUAUCAUUUAAGUAAAAACUGGCACUCCACUCAGAAUUUGAAACAUUUGUCCUCUAUUAGUUCAAAACAUGUCUGGAAAAAAAAUAUGAAAACAGUCCACCGCUGUGGUCACUCUUAGAUUAUUGAUGGUUACACUGGAUUUAAAUGGUGGCAAUAGGUGUUUUAAGUUCUGAAAGCUAUUCAGAAUAAUGAUUUAAGAAGUGAAAGAUUUUCUGUGGGAUUUUCUUCAAAAUCAUUUACAUAUUUUACAGAAAAUAUAGCAAAAAACAAUGAGUUUUCCUCUCAUUUUUUGUGAGCAACACUAUCAAGAUAACAAGCAGCAAUGUCUAUAGGUCUGCAUGUUACACCAGCUGUUUCACAAAAACACGGGCUACCACAGGUUAAAAAACAAACAAACAAACAAACAAAAAACCCCACUUUCUACUAUACAAGCUUGUAUACUAUACAGGCCUCAUUUAAAACUUCCAGAAAGCCAAGCAAAAUCAACCAGUUUUUUACAGAAGUUUUAAAAGAAUUCACUCUCAUUCAAGCAGUUAUGUGUCACUAUGAAUAAAGGCAAAUUAACAAAAUGGCUUUAAAUGGACAUAAGUGCGAACCUUUUACAGCCAAUACAGAUUUUAGCUUAAAUUAAAAAAUGAAUAAAAUGCUGCACCCCUUAGCUUAAUGCAUAGAGUAUGGAGAUUAAAUGAGAUACAGUGUUAGUUUGCCUCAGAACAAUAUGAUCUAUGCUUGAUUCACACAAAGCUUUUAUUACCUGGGGUACCUGAUAUAUGUAUUACAGUUGCACAUAUUCUAUAUUUUAAUUAAUUCAUAAUCUGUAGUGUUAAAAAAAAUCCCACACACGCACCUCAGCACUCCACACACACGCACACACACACCCUAUGAUGCAGAGUAUAUUUAAGAAUAUUAAUUAUACUAAUUUUAUUUUCACAGCUUUUUUUCUCUGCCAGAUAAGGAAUUAUGAUGGUUUAAGAUGAGCACCAUUUGAGAUGCAAGUGGUUAUUGUAUCUAGUUAAUAUGAAGGCUUACCGUGUAUUUCAAGGUGUUUUGUUAACCAAGACAGUUCUGAUGUGCUGUGUACAACACAGAUGUGGGGAAUACUGUAGAUUUCUAAAUAAAAUGAGGUCACUGGGUAUUUUAGUCCAGACUUAAUGAAUGAUUCCCCUUUAUUUUUUUCCAACAACUGGACAGGAUUCACCCCAUAAUUGCCCUUAUGUGGAGACUGGCACAGUUGUAAACCAUAUUGUGCGUGUGUGUGUGUGUGUGUGUGUGUGUGUGUGUGUCAUUCUCUGUUUCAGUUCAUACUGGCAGGCAGGGGAUCACGAUUCUCCGCAGUUUAUGUUGAGAGUGUAACCAUCUUUCCCUUCUGCCUUUAGUUGGAGGUAAACUGUCUGAAAAUUUCAAUGGUAACUUUGUUGCAUUUUAGUCAAGCUGUCUCAUGUGUGUAAGAUAUCUAAAAUAUUUUUGUCAAUAUUCCUUUUUUUCACAUCCUUUUCUUUUUCUGAGAAGGAAUGCUGUUCUAGUGGUAGAUUUAUAUAAAAUACAUUUUGAGAAUAAAACAUAACAAAAACAAAAAUUUUUAAAUUUUGAUUUUACAUGUGCCAACAACCUGUUCGAAAAGUGAAAAAAAAGAUAAAUAUGUUGUAAAAGAAUAAGAGAUCGAUUUUCAUGUAAGCAUUCUUUCAUGACCUUUAAAAGAUAUGGAGAUCGAUUAUAGAGACCAGUUUGUAGUUCAUACACAAAAUAUGGUUCAAAUAAACUAUUGUUGUUUUUCUGUAUUGUCUGA
Messenger RNA from Oreochromis niloticus (Nile tilapia), 7352 nucleotides. RefSeq names its product leucine-rich repeat-containing protein 4C. Gene Ontology annotation, biological process: modulation of chemical synaptic transmission; regulation of axonogenesis; synaptic membrane adhesion. Bases 1854 to 3797 code for a protein of 647 amino acids. Gene Ontology annotation, cellular component: postsynaptic density membrane; plasma membrane; glutamatergic synapse. Gene Ontology annotation, molecular function: cell-cell adhesion mediator activity. NCBI's taxonomy places the organism in Eukaryota, Metazoa, Chordata, Actinopteri, Cichliformes, Cichlidae. The record is from RefSeq and is a predicted model, not a curated record. The transcript has 3 exons.